Oryza sativa Japonica Group (Japanese rice) is the source of this 941-nucleotide messenger RNA. Its product is annotated as probable glutathione S-transferase GSTF1. NCBI's taxonomy places the organism in Eukaryota, Viridiplantae, Streptophyta, Magnoliopsida, Poales, Poaceae. Gene Ontology annotation, biological process: glutathione metabolic process. Gene Ontology annotation, cellular component: cytoplasm. Gene Ontology annotation, molecular function: glutathione binding; glutathione transferase activity. The record is from RefSeq and is a predicted model, not a curated record.
CCUUCGCCUUCGCCUCAAGUCACACGACGCCAUCAAUCACCAUCUACACCUCUAGAGAGCUAAUUAAGCUAAGGAAAGAGAAAAAUGGCGCCGGCGAAGGUGUACGGGCCGGCGAUGUCGACGAACGUGAUGCGCAUCCUGGUGUGCCUGGAGGAGGUCGGCGCCGAGUACGAGGUCGUGCCCGUCGACAUGUCCACCGGCGAGCACAAGCGCCCGCCUCAUAUCUCCCGUAACCCCUUUGGGCAGGUUCCAGCGUUCGAGGAUGGCGACCUGACUCUGUUCGAGUCCCGCGCAAUUUCAAAGUACAUACUUCGCAAACAUGGAUCUGACCUACUAAGGGAGAGCAACCUCUCUGAGUCUGCAAUGGUGGAUGUUUGGCUGGAAGUCGAGUCGAGCCAUUUCGACGGCGCGAUGUCGCCGAUCAUCUUCCAGUGCUUCAUCGUCCCCAUGUUCAUGGGUGGAGCAACUGACAUUGGAGUGGUCAAUGAGAGCUUAGAGAAGCUGAAGAAAGCCCUUGAAGUCUACGAGGCGCAGCUGUCCAAAUCCAAGUACUUAGCCGGGGAUUUCAUUAGCUUGGCAGAUAUCAGCCAUUUCCCGACGGUUUAUUACCUGCUGGCAUCUGCCCAUGCUUCUGUGCUCGAAGCCUAUCCGCGUGUGAAGGCUUGGAUCGAUGAUGUGAUGCAGAGGCCGAGCGUGAAGAAGGUGACAGAGGCUCUGAAGAUGCCGUCUGCUUAAUAAAAACUGAAGCUAUACAGUUUGUAGUAAUGAACUCAAUUUCAGCGUUGCGUGACAUGAUGCAGCAGUUUGCAUCAUCUGUAUGACUAUAUUCGUCUAGAAAAAACGUGUUGUUUGUUCAUUAAUAAGCAGUGUAGCGCCUAUAUUUAUGAGAUGCAUGCACAUUAUCUUCAAUAAAUUUAUAUGGUAUUGAACUUUUCACUACA